GUUUGGUUUCUCCUUAGAAAGAUCUCGUCUUUAUCAGUCAAAGUUGUUGCAGAAAAAAGGGUCCUUGAAUUGAUCAAGCCUUCACUACAGAAGACAGACGGAAGAGAAAACAAAGAAAAUGUCCGACUAUCUGCCUCCGGAAGUGUGGAUAAACGUCCUGAAGAGGCUACCGGUCAAGUCCCUCCUGCGAUUCAGGAGCGUAUGCAAGGAAUGGUAUUCUCUCAUCACAAACCCUCAUUUCAUUUCUCAGCACCUCGACGCAUCACUGGCCACCCCUCGCACACUCGUUAGGUACAUAACCCAGAAUCCGGAUCCCCCUGAUUGUCCGCUGAUAGAGCAUUAUUCGUUCCGAUUAGAUAACAGCCAUGGUUUUGAUGAGUACGCAGAACACGAGUCCCCAACCAAGAACCCGGGUUCUCGGUUCCAUAUCUUUGGUAGUUGUAACGGGUUGCUCUGUCUCUAUGGUUGUCUGGCGGAAAACUCUUUUCCUAAAUUACUUUUAUGGAACCCAUUGGUCGGGAAAAGCUUGGCCGUUCCAGGACUGGGAGCCGGUGGCUGGUUUCAAACUUUUGGAUUUGGGUUUGAUGAGUUGAGAAACGAUCACAAGGUGGUGGCGAUUUUGGCGCUAGACAUCCAAGGAUUUCAGCCUCGGGUUGAGAUUUACUCUCUCAACUCUGGCAUGUGGCGAGAGAUUAGUCCUGAGGCCCUUCGAUGUCCUGUCCCCUUUAAAUUCCCGCAGGCCUAUUUAAAUGGGGUUGCACAUUGGGUUGCAACCGAUCCUAGAACACAAAGUAGCGAUGCCAAACAUUCCUGUAUUGUGACGUUUGGCUUCAAGGAUGAGGUGUUUGGUGAGAUGACAUUACCAGCGACAAGAAGUAUGCUAUCGGAGAUCACGAUGGAGUAUCUGACUGUAUUGCAGGACUCACUUUCUUUUGUCAAUAUUGCUAACGACUUGGGAGAUGGUGAGCAUCCCAGUUGUUGGGUUUGGGUGAUGGAAAAGUAUGGUGGGGAGGAGUCUUGGACUUUACUAUUCCGAGUUGACACUAGUAGUGUAUUGGAUUGGCCGGUUGGCUUUAGGAUGAAUGGUGAAUUGGCCAUGGAGACAAGGGAGGCAUCCUUGGUUUCCUAUGACCCUGAAAGCAAACAAGUCAAGGAUCUUGGAAUCCACGGCUGUGAACUAGUACAAAAUGAAAACGCACGGCGCACUCGUUCAUUUUACAUGGGGAAGUACGUGGAGAGCCUUAUUUUGCUGGAAAGGGAGGCGAGCGCUCCUGAGCAUACGGGUACCAUUGAUGAAUAUUCACUAUUUGUUGCGGAGUUCAAAAGGGCAGUGGAUGUUAUAUUGAGGAUUCUCACGGGGGAAGAAGAAGACUGAUACGCUGCUUUUGUAGAACAACAAGAAGACUUGAUGGAAUCUUAUGCAGAAUGAAGAUAAUGGAGCUCAGAAAUCAAGAAGCUCUAUUGAAAACAGCUGAAGAAGAGAAGGAAAGAUAUGUGUCCUCACUUUAGUAUGGAAAGCAGCUUAUAUUUUAUACUGUUAGGUUUUGCGGUUGUGAGAUGCAUUGUUUGAAUGCUAAAAAGACAGUUUAUCUGUAGAUGAAUUCACCGGUCUUUCGUAUUGAAGGGAACAAGCUGGUCGUGUUCUGUUUGUUUUCUUUAGAAGCCAAAUCAGAAACACAAGGGUUGAUAUGUUUCCAUUAGAACAUUGUGGUACCCGAGUUAUGUAUGCCAAUAUCAACUUUUUUCUUUGUAUGAUAAUCUUCUGCUUGGAGUAA
Molecule: messenger RNA, 1775 nt
Organism: Rhododendron vialii
Lineage: Eukaryota; Viridiplantae; Streptophyta; Magnoliopsida; Ericales; Ericaceae
Product: F-box protein At3g07870-like
Exons: 1
Coding region: 119-1375 (418 amino acids)
Molecular function (GO): protein binding
Source: RefSeq, a predicted model, not a curated record